AUUAAAGCUGAGUAUUCUAACUGAAGCAGUUAAUCUUUGAAACAUUUCAUCCAAGAAGCUUGAGCAGCUAUUACAACUGCCCGAUAAUGUCUGCUGAUGAGAAAAAGUUACGCGAACGUUUUGUACUACUGGAUAAGGACAAAUCUGGAAACCUCUCGGUCGAUGAAAUAUAUCAAGGAGUGCAUGAAGUGCAUCCAGCAGUCUCCAGGGACGAUAUUGUAAAGCUUAUAGAAAAGGUCGAUACAAAUAAGGAUGGGCAAGUAUCCUGGCAAGAGUUCCUCGAAGCUUUCAAGCGCUUAGCAGACCUAAAACUCUAAAAUCACAGACUUCAGAAAUCAAUAUCUACAUUCCAGCCACUCUUAAACAAACAAGAUAAAUGCAGAGCAACUUUUCUCAGACAAAAUAAAUACAUACAAUGUAACUUCAGAAAUUCAGUUUUAUAGUGUACCAAAAUAAAAUGUAAUUUUCUAUGAAA
This is a messenger RNA of Protopterus annectens (West African lungfish), 475 nucleotides long. RefSeq names its product calhepatin. Gene Ontology annotation, molecular function: calcium ion binding. The transcript is spliced from 4 exons. The coding region runs from base 87 to 317 and encodes 76 amino acids. The record is from RefSeq and is a predicted model, not a curated record. Lineage: Eukaryota; Metazoa; Chordata; Ceratodontiformes; Protopteridae.